AUGGCCGCCGCCCGGGCCCGCCCGGCGCGGGGGGUCUCCCCGGGAGCCGCCCGGGGGCUCGGCCGCUCGCGUCGCCACGGCAACCGGCUGGAGGGGGGCGCGGGCCGCGGCUCCGAGCUCCCGGCUCGAGCAGGGCCGUCCCACAGCACAUGGCACAGGACUGCGUCCAGAACAUCUCCAGGGAGAGACACUGCACAACUUCUCUGGGCAAUAUGUUCCACUGACCGGUCACCUGCACAGUCAAGAAGUUCUUCCUCAUGUUCAGGAUCUCCAUGUCUCUCUUGUCCUGAGGAGCCCAGAACUGGACACAGCCCUCCAGAUACACUCAUCUCACUGGGGCUGAGUGGAGGGGCAGGAUCAUCUCCCUGGCCUGCUGGCAACGCUGUUCUUAUGCACCCCAGGAUCCCGCUGGCCCUGUUGGCCACAGGGGCACUGCUGGCCCAAGCCCCGAACCGUGUUCCGAGCACGGCAGGCGCGGUCAGUGCCGGAGCGGUGCGGGCCUUUGGGAGGCAGCGCCGCACCAGGAGCCGCAUCGGUGUGUCCGCCCCGACCCUGGGCGCGGCUGCACAGCCGGGCCGGGCGGCCUCGGUAGCCCACUCACAGCGAGCCGCGGUGAGGUUUGGCUGGCUCAGGAGCAGCCGAAGCGGGGCGGUGCUGACCGGACAGCUCCCGCCUGCCGCGGGGCGCCCGCACCGCCGGGCUGCCCGAGAGCGCCAUCCCGCUCCCCUGCCCGCAGAGGAGCACGGGGCUGGGAGUACCAAAUUCUUGGUGCUGAAAAAAUUAAUUGCCUUUCAGUGA
Molecule: messenger RNA, 798 nt
Organism: Vidua macroura (Pin-tailed whydah)
Lineage: Eukaryota; Metazoa; Chordata; Aves; Passeriformes; Viduidae
Exons: 3
Coding region: 1-798 (265 amino acids)
Source: RefSeq, a predicted model, not a curated record